This is a messenger RNA of Arachis duranensis, 831 nucleotides long. RefSeq lists its product as uncharacterized. Bases 1 to 831 code for a protein of 276 amino acids. The transcript is spliced from 2 exons. The record is from RefSeq and is a predicted model, not a curated record. Lineage: Eukaryota; Viridiplantae; Streptophyta; Magnoliopsida; Fabales; Fabaceae.
AUGACGGAUCAUUCGGAAACUCAACAACCGCCCCAAACAAAUGCCGACCUCACGGCUGCAAACGCUGCGCUCCUAGCAGAAAACCAGCGGAUGGCCGAACUGUUGGCGGCGAUGCAAAACAACGGAGAUCGGAAGGUCGAUAGCAAAAGGACAAAUGCUGAACAGCACGAAGAACAUCAGUCAGAGUCCAAUGCUAAGACAGGAGAAACUCCCACCAAGUCCGGGAGACGACGAGCUAACCCAUUCUCUGAAGAGAUAAUGAGUUACAAAAUGCCCCAGAAUUUUACACUCCCGAUGACCCUAACACCAUACAAGGGGAUCGGGGACCCAAAAUUCCAUGUCACCAAGUUCGAGUCCAUGAUGUUUCUCAAUAGUGACUGUGACCCCAUUUUAUGCCGAUCAUUUCCUACUUUCCUAGAUGGGGCUGCUUUACUGUGGUUUUCUAAUUUGUCUGCAGAGUCUAUAACCAGCUUUGACGAAUUCGCCAAGAUGUUCAUCAAUCAUUUCGCAGCAUCCAAAAUUUAUGUGAGAGACUCGGAUUAUCUCAGCACGAUCAAGCAAGGUCUGCAUGAAAGCCUCAAGGACUACAUGACGCAUUUCACCACGGCGGCCUUGGAGAUCUCCGACUUAAAGCCAGAAGUACAAUUGCAUGCUAUCAAGAGUGGCCUCCGACCAAGAAAGUUCCAGGAAGCCAUAGCUGUAGCCAAGCCGAAGACGCUAGAGGAAUUUCGAGACAAGACCACGGGACAGAUCGAAAUAGAGGAACUACGUGAAACGCGAAGAAAUAAAAAACUACCAUUACAAAAAGACGAUGACAAGUCGGCGAAGUGA